AUGAAGUUUGUGGUGGACAAUCAACUAAUCAUCAUUUCUGGAGAAGAAGACUUUGUGGUCAGUCACCUUUCAUCCUUCAGAUAUAUCGAGGCUGAUGAGGACGCUUUGGAAACUUCUUUCCAAGCUCUUGAAAUAGCCAAUGCCACUUUUGUGGAAAUGAAGGGCCCUGUUGGGAAAGCUUGUUCAUCUUUCGCUUCUCUGAAAAGCGCAAAGUCUAGUAUUGAAGGAGGAAACCCUGAAGGUUGGGGUCAACUUAUUGAUAUUCGUGAGAAGCAUGAUCGCUUUGGUCUGGGAUAUGUGCCUUCCGCUGCGAAAGGAGCCCGAGUCCCUACAAAGGACAACACCCGAAGCAUCCAGGAAGUAUUCCUCAGCACAAGAUUCAUCCAUGGAGAUCAAGUCAAUGCAAUUGAAGAUAGCACCGCAAAUGAAGAUGAGCCAUCAACCAAUUUGCACUACAGAGAAGAAAGAAUAUUUGUUGUUGUCAUUGAGGAUUUACUAGCAAAAGGAAUCAAAAAUGCUAAAAAUACAAUUCUAUCUAGAUGUUCUGCUGGAGAAUCGACUUCUAUUUUACAAUAUGAUCGCUUUAGAACUUUACUUCCUGCAGCAGCUGAAGUUAAAUGCGUCUCAGGUGCCGGUUAUUUUAUCAAUGUAAAAGCGGUCUCUGGAGCACAACACAUUGAACAAUUCUACAGCCAAGUCGUUCAAACACAUGCCUCAACAAAGAAUUUGCCUUCGUCUUGCACAUCAAGACUUUCGUCUGUGCUGUGUUGUUUUUCGCAAAAUGAGGUCGCACAAAUCAGUACACCAAUCUUCUUUGUAAUUGCAGCUUAUGACUCAUGGCAGAUUAGGAAUAUUUUGGCACCCGGUGUUGUUGAUCUACAUGGCACUUGGCGUAACUGCAAGCUCAAUAUAAAAGAUUGCUACAUCAGGAAAUAG
Molecule: messenger RNA, 936 nt
Organism: Lathyrus oleraceus (garden pea)
Lineage: Eukaryota; Viridiplantae; Streptophyta; Magnoliopsida; Fabales; Fabaceae
Product: pectin acetylesterase 8-like
Exons: 2
Coding region: 1-936 (311 amino acids)
Biological process (GO): cell wall organization
Cellular component (GO): plant-type cell wall
Molecular function (GO): pectin acetylesterase activity
Source: RefSeq, a predicted model, not a curated record